Lathyrus sativus (Indian pea) is the source of this 1380-nucleotide messenger RNA. NCBI's taxonomy places the organism in Eukaryota, Viridiplantae, Streptophyta, Magnoliopsida, Fabales, Fabaceae. The record is from the annotation of a GenBank genome assembly.
AUGAAUUUCUUCAAAUCCGUUUUCUCCGAUGAUCCAGAUCCUGCUCAAUCCGAACCCAAUAAUGCAGAUCCCAAUCCCGAUUCCGGCGCCGACGACGCUUGGAACUUCGGUGGACUCAUCAAAACCCUCACAUCCAAAUCCGAAUCUAUAAUCGAGACUUAUCGUCGCGAUCUACAGGAAUUCAGCACCGGCUUGAAGAGUGAGAUUGAAGUUGCUCAAGAUUCGGUCGGUGAGAUCGGUAGCACCGUCAUUAAAUCAACGGCUCAGAUCAUAUCUCAAGGUAAGGAAGCCAUCCUUGCUGUUAAUCUCGAUUCAGAUUCUGAUAAUGGUACCACCACGGCGAGUCGCGAUUCGAGCCGAUUGGAUUCGAAGCGAUAUAGUAGGUUUGAUGCUCAGGUUGGUGCUAUUCAGGGGGAUGUGAGUACCUACACUGAGGUGCCUGAGGAUUUGAACGAAUUCAAUGAGUGGAAAUUAGGGUUUGCGUUGGAUGGGAAAAGUGAUGAAAUGGAGAGUCUUUUUAGGGAGAAUGAUGCAAUGGAGAGUAUUUAUAAAAAGGUUGUUCCAAAUACUGUUGAUCAUGAAACUUUCUUUUGUAGGUAUUAUUAUAAGGUUUAUAGACUCAAGAAAGCUGAAGAUGUUAGGGCUAGGCUUGUUAGAAGAAUAUCCAGGGAUGAGGAGGAUUUGAGUUGGGAUGUUGAAGAUGAUGAAGAGGAGAAUGAAGCUAAAGUUAAAACAGAGAUUGUGAUCAAUAAGGAAAUUGAUGCGGAAAAUUUGGGGAAAAGUCUAGGUGCUGAUUUGAAAACUGGUGCCUCUGGCUCGGGUGCUGGUGAUGAGAAGAGAUUGAGUGUGGAAGAGGUGCAGGAUUCAGGUUCUAAAGUAGAAAAGAGAGACAAUUCAAUGCAAAGCAAUGAACAUGGUAAUGAGAUGGAUAAGUCUGUUGAAGAAUCACCAGUUGUUGAGAAAGCUGAAGUUGUUCAUGAGAUGGACGGUGGAAUUGAGGAAAAUAAUGAGGAUGGCGGCGUUGAUAAAGCAUCAAAGUUGGAAGUGGGCGAUGCUGCGAACAAGGAUGGUUCGGCAGCUGUGUCUGAUGAGAAAAUGGUAAUACUGGAAACGAAGGCUUCUGAUGUAAAAUCUCCGGGUAAGAAUAAUGAAUCAUCAGUGGUUGAAAGUCUGCCCAUGGGAAAUGAGGAUGAAGAGGAUCUCGGGUGGGAUGAUAUAGAGGAUCUUAGUGGUAUUGAUGAUAAGAAAGCAGCUCAAUCUGAGAGUCAGAGUGGUAGCACCAGCAAAGUUGAUUUGCUGAAGCGCCUUAGUACUGCAGAGGAAGAUGAAGACUUGAUUUGGGACAGUGAGGAUGAUGACGACGAGUCUGUUAAGCCUUGA